GUGAACUUAUCAGUUAGUUUUUAUUUAGGGGGUACACAAAAUCUGAAAGAGUGAGGGCUGAGCCACCAGAAAUUAGAGUUAUGGUCAUUGUUUGAGAAACCCACUCUUGAGUAGCGCCCGACUUGGAGAAAAGGCGGUCGGAUUUGUAUAAGACCCUUUCUUAACUCUGUUUCGCUCCAACUGGGGAAGCAGUACACCCCACCAAAUACCAUGGCAUCUUUCAUUUGCAUCUCCUUAUCCCCGCCGUCCAUAACCCUAGCUCCGCCCUCAACCACCUCCACCUCUUCUUCUUACACUUCCACGGGUGUCAUUUGCAGAUACCCCCUCGCCUUUACAGUCUCUAAUGGCCAUCAACGGAGCAGGAGAAAGACACGUCAUGUGGUUUGUAUGGCUCCCGAGGAAGAGAAAUUGACUCGCCGCAAUCCCCUCGAUUUCCCCAUUGAGUGGGAGAGGCCUAAUCCCGGGCGUAGACCUGAUAUAUUUCCUCAAUUUAGCCCUAUGAAGACACCAUUACCACCACCAAUGCCAUACGAUCCUCCAGAAGAAGAUGAAGAAGAGGAAGAAAAGAAAGAGGAAGAGGAGGAAGAUCCUGAAAAGGAAGAAGAACCCGAGAAUCCUGAUAAACAAUAGUUAGAAUUUGCUUGGUUGUGAACCUGAAAAUACUAGUCUGCCUCACUUUUUUUGUAGUACUGAGUUUCAAUGGUGAUUCCAACUUGCUUAUUUGCUUAGCAUAUUUGAGUGGAUGCAAGAGUCAUCCAUUUUUGGAGUAUCUUCCUCAGGCUAAUAUAGGCUAAGUUAGGUCGUCUAAGUUCCUAUUUUCGGAGCAUAAUAAGUUACAAGUCUUUCCGAAAUGGAAUAUACUAGUUUCUUUUGGUUACUCUGUUCUUAGCUGCUGUUUUCUUGUUCAUUUGUUCUGAAAAAUCCAGAGUGCAAUACAAGGGUUAGGACUUCAUGGUUUCAUUGUCGGUUAUCUUGAUGAGAGGAUGAGCGGAUUUGGAUUCUCAUCGUGAAGCUACUUCUAUUGCAUCUAUGACUUGAAUCUUUGAUAUCCUCUUGUAUUAGCUCUCAUUAACCCUCAUCUUAUGAUUUAAGUCUUCUCUUGCAAGAUCCACAAGAGGAAUAAACAGAGAUGAUCUUUGCUUACUGCCCGAUCCCCAGAACAGAGUUGCUUCAUAACUAUUUAUCAAGCUUCUGGGUCCACUUCUAAAGUUCAUACAUUUUGUUUUUUUUAAAAGAACAUUCUUUGUAGUUGGAAUUUGAUGAAAAUGACGAGGAUCAUCACAGUGAGCAGCAGCACUUAGCUUCAUCUUCUCUCAAAAGGCAUCAUGGAUGGGGUAUCUGCGCUUCUGAGCAUAUAAUCACAAUGAAGAAAUACAAUAUGAUUGGAUUUUAUGCUAAACAUCCCCAAAAUACAUAACUAUAGACAUGAUUAGCUAGAACUUUUAGAGGGAAAAAGGAACACAUAUCUCUAGUUUGCAUCUAUCAUGGAUAUAUGGACGAUAUUUGCCGAAAGGUUGCCUGAUUCAGUACCAGGAAAUGUUACCCUUGUUUCAGUUUUAGUAGCAUAUGCAGGUUCUCUUGGUUCUUGCAGAAAAUUUGGCCCAAAAUAUAGUAAAUGUUAUGUCAAGCUUUUUCGUUUAUAUUACUCUGUGCCAACUCACGCUAUUUGUAUCAUGGACUCGAUUGUGACUAAAUAUUCUUGGCAUUCCAAAAUUUGAUAGUUAGGGUUCACAUCAUCAUCAUCAAGAAAAAUAUUACUAUUUUUCCAAUCUCUGUAUAUUUUAGGGUCUGUUUGUUUUGAAGUAAAAUAUUUUCCUAGAAAAGCUUUCAGCGUUUUCUGGUGUUUGUUUAGGCUGAAAAUAUUUUCCUCAAGCAAAAUCAAUUACAAAACACGGUAAAAGAGGCCCUUAAUUUUGGAAAAUGUCUUACGGAUUUCAUUUCUGUAAGACAUUUUCUGGUUCCUCCUUUAUCAGGUAAGCUCCUUCUUCUUCUUCCUUCUUCCGUUCUUCAUUCCUUUUCCUUCUUCCGUUCUUCAUCUUCUCUUCUAGGUUUUUGUUCUUUUCGUUGUUGAUCUCUCUUCAUAUUCAUCUUUUACGUUUGCCUGAAAUUCUUGAGCUUGAUUAGCACAAAUGAACCCAUUGGGUCAUAAUUUCACUUCCAGUCCAUUAGCCCACCUCUCAUCGUCAUCUUCACCAGCCCUGGAUACCGACUCAUUAUGUUCUUUUUCUUCAUAAUCGAAUAUUUUUACCUUCAUUUUAGAGAAGGAAAAAAAAAAAAGAGAAUAAUUGCGGGAUUAAAUAUUGAAUUUUGAAUUGAAAGUAAUAUCUCUCCAAAAGGGGGGAAAAUGAGGUUGUUUAUUACGUUGGUAGCAGCAGUUUUAUGUAUCUUAUGCAUCAAUGUCUUCGCCGAUCCCGUUUUCCCAUCUCAUAUAGCAACCAGUUUGUAUAAGUAGUUCAAGUAGGCCACGUUUAAGUUCGAACCAGCGACUUCUUGGAGUUUUGCUGCGAGUAAAAGGCGCGUCCAUUUCUUCAAACAGGUUAUUAAGGAUUUUGCAAGUGGUGAGAUUAAGCAGGUAUCAAGUUUGUUUGACUGUUAUUACAAAACAGCUUCAUUGAUUGCAGCUAGUACCAAGGGAGCCGCCAUUUUCAGUGGAGCUGAUCGUAGUGUAACAGAGCAAUGUAUGAAUAUGGAAAGAAUCUUGGCCUAUCAUUAUCAUUCCAAGUUGUUGAUGACAUAUUGGAUUUUACACAAUCAACAGAAGUUGAAGCCUGUACCAAUAUAGAACAGCUUUCUUAGGAUAUUAAUUGGUUCCUUGUAAGUGAUUGUAUAUUCAUACAAGGCUUUGAGCUUUGACUUGAACUCCUAGUUUCAAUUUCUUCAAAUUAUAGAUUUGUCUGAGAAAAAUAA
This is a messenger RNA of Gossypium arboreum, 2907 nucleotides long. RefSeq lists its product as uncharacterized. NCBI's taxonomy places the organism in Eukaryota, Viridiplantae, Streptophyta, Magnoliopsida, Malvales, Malvaceae. Bases 211 to 630 code for a protein of 139 amino acids. The transcript has 4 exons. The record is from RefSeq and is a predicted model, not a curated record.